UUCGUUUGUGAAGGUAGCGUGAGCGACGUCCUGACGUACCGUGUACGUGAUCUCUUGAAUAGAAACAAACAUGGCGCCGCAAAAGUGUUUGAAAAUAUGAUGAUCGUCUUAUGGCUGAAAGAACCGUUCCGAGUGUCGCAGACGGAUGAGGAAGAGGAGGACAUCAGUGUUCGUUAUCAGUUACGUGAGCUGAAACCAGGAUGGCUCUGAGAAAACAGCUGAGCAGGAACAUCUUCUCAGACGACCAACAAACAGAAGAAAACACUCAGGAGGACGAAUCUGCUGAUGACGGGGACAGUGGGAAAGAGUUCACUUCUUUACUUCUGGCAAAGUCACCGGCAAGAGAGAGACGCCGGAAUGAGAGAGCAAACAAACCCAAAGAGGAGAUGACGGAGGAGGAGAUGAUGGACCUCGCUCUUCGUCUGAGUGAAAAGGAAGCCAGCGAUGUCGCGUUCCAGCAGGAGCAGGAGAAGGAGGCUGUGAUGAAGGCCAUCCAGGAAAGCAUGGUCGGACAGACGCAGCCGUGCCUCAACUCCCCGAGUAAAACGGAUCGCUCCCACAGGCUCAGCUGUCGACGGAGGCUCUCGUACAGGGAGGGGCUGUCCGCCGUCGAUCCGGGAGCGCCAGUGGACGGCUGCACAGCUGAAAACGACCUGAAGUCAGAAACAAAAGGACCCGGAGACGAAAAUGUUAGUAAAAAGCGGAAAAGGAGUGCAGGAAGUCCUGAACUGGAGGUGCCGCCCUCGUUCCAGAGUCAGGAUUCUCCCUGCAGCUUGGAGUCUCUCCCUGCUCCUCUCCACUCCCCACAGAGCUCAGACUCCACCCAGAUCGACGACGCUCACCUCCAGAAGUCCCCCGUCUUUGCGCUAACCGGACGCAACGUAGCGCUCCACAUCGACCGCCUCAAACAGGAACUGGUGGACACCUGCAGGAGCUCCGGUUUUGUCCUGUGCUCUCAGGACAGUUUGACCAUAUCUGAAAAGUCUGCUCAACCCAGGAGCCCCACGUUUCCCCGAAGCAACCCCACCUCGUUUCCCAAAAGUCCUUUUUUCUCAAAGAUGGUCCAGGGAGAGGACGGAGAGACUGAGCCGAGUCCUGAGUUUAGCAGCAAGGGGGCGUCUCCAAGCGCCUGCGGACUUCCCAACUGGGAAACCGCAGUGUUCGGAUUCUCCUCCCAGGACAGUUUAACCCCCUCUGUGGCAUCCUUUUGCCCCAAGAGCCCAGUGUUCCCCCGAAGCCCCAAUCCCCCCAACGCCCCACUUCUCUUAGAGGGACUGUCAGCCUCCAGAAGCAACGGCCGAAGGAGGAGGAGGUGGAACGACGAGCCUCCCAUGAGCCCGGUGUUUGGAAAAACUCCGUCCGUCACAAAUGUGCAGGAGAAGUCUCUGAAUCCUUCAGCUGCAGGUUGUAACCGCGAGGAGGAGCUGCACCACUGGCAGAUGAAGGAUCCAAAGCCCGAUGGAAGUCCACGUCCCUCCAGAUCUGAAGAGCUGAAUCUAAAAGCCCAGACGUCCGCCGAGUCGGAGCCGCCAAGCCAGAUGGCGUUAGUCUGGUCGGACGAAGACGAGCAAGACGAAGCAGAUCAAACAUUUCUCGUCAGUCCCGUCUUCCCAGAGGAGAGAGCUGCUCCUCAGGCAGAACACCGGACGGCCUCCCAGAACCACAAAGCUGCAGGUUCUCCGGGGGAACCUGGGCCGGACUCCAGUCAGGAAACGGGGAAACGUGAUUUGGAACUCCACAAACGCACGUUGCCAUCCACAUCCACCAGCAGGCUGCAGAUUUCCAUCACAGAAGAAGAACUUUCUCCCACCAGCAGACAGGAAGCGGCUGGCAACACCCCCCCACCCGAGGAGUCCUUAAACCAGCCGACCAUCCACUACUACUGGGGGGUUCCCUUCUGUCCUCAAGGCCUGGACCCAGACAGAUACACUCAGGUGAUCGUGGCCCAGAUGGAGGUUUAUGAGAAGAGUCUGAAACAGACUCAGAGGGUUCUGCUCAGGAAGGCUGAGUGGGGGGAGGGCAUCCAGCCGCAGUCGGAGAAGUCGCCGUCGCCCGAUGCACCGACGCCGUCUCCUCAGCCUCAGGUUCCACCGAGAAGAGGACUCCGACGGAGAGGCAGAAAAAGGAAUGACGCAGUCGAGGAAGAAGAGAAUGAAGAGAAGAACGAUGGUGAUGAAGAGCAGAUGGAGACCGAUGACUGUGAUGUUUGUCCAGAAACACAGCUGAGCGACGACGGCACUCAAGACCUGAUCGUGGUCACCGAUGGAGCAGAAGAGACGCAUGCUGAGCUGCAAGAGGGAGAGGCGAUCCCCCAAGAGGGUUCUCCCAUUAGGGAUGAUCUGGGUGAGGACGAGGAGGACGGAGGAGAGGAAAUGGGAGUGGCGACGUGCACGAAGACGAAGGAGAACAUCUCGGGCUGCAGCAGCUGGACUCUGAGAGAUGAAAAGGAAGUAAAGGGGGACAGGAGGGACAUGGAGGAGACGAAGGACCGAGGGAUCCAAAGAUCAGCGUCUCCUGAGCUGGAGUCGGCAGUCGUCCCUCGCAGCCCCACGGCGUCCGUGGAUUGUCCCAUCUGCCAGGCGUCGUUCCCUGCGAGCGAGAUCGAGAUGCACGCGGCGUACUGCGAUGGCGAGGUGGCCGUCGUAGGUGAGAGGAGAGUCGGAGGAGGCCGUUUCCAAGAAGUGGCGACUCUUCGCAGAAGGAAGAGGAGAGCAGGGAAGACGGCUGAAGAGACCAUCAGGAACCUGGAGAAGUGUUACAUCUGCCAGAAAGUCGUUCCUCUGAGCGAUUACAGCCAGCACACGGAGCUCUGCUGCCUUCGUCCCACCUCCAGGACGCCAGCGAAGGGGAACCUGCUGUCGGCUCUGAAGCAAACAGAAAAAAGGGAUUCAGUUGCUGGACCUUCUGGAUCCAAACUCCAACCUCAAGCUGUGAUCGACCUGCGGGAGGAUGAUGAUGAUGAGGAGGAGGAGGAGGAGGAGGAGGAGGCUGCAGAGUUCCGGAUCCGUGACUCUCCCAUCAGAUUCUAUACUUCCAUCUCCGAAGCCACCGGGUGCCUUAUCGACUUCAAGAAACAGCAGCGUUCCAAGAAGCCGAGUCAGAAGCGAAGAUGACGAGUCCCGUGUGAAAGUCCUGAGCCUUAACCUGAACCCGGAUCAGCCGGCACGUCGUUCUGGUGACACCUCCUGGACCUGAGGAACCCGAACGGAGCGCUUGAAUGUUAGAGGAAAACUGUUGAAGCCACUAACACUGAUUGACUACCUCCUCUUCAUCACACCAUUCCCUUCAUGUUACUGUAGCUUUGAUGAAACCAUCAGGACCGCGCAUCGACCAGAACCAGAACCUCUCACUGGUGCCGCCUAGUUUUAAAAUAGCUUAAAAGUGAUUAUUCGAAAAGAGUAAAUCAGAUCUCAUUUACUGACACCAGGUGAAAUAAAAAUGGUUUUACUGAUGGAUGUUUACGGAUCUUACAUCUGGUUUAAAACCUGAAGUGAUGGAUCAGGAGUCCAGGCGGUGCUUUUCAGAAGUUUUUAAGAGAAAAACAUUCAGAUAAGUGGCUCAAAAGCACUGAAAAGCAAAGAAGUCUGUGGGAGUUUAUGCAGAUAUAUUUGAACUGUUUAUGUAGUAAUUUCACUAAAAGGAAGUAAAGAAGGAGCUUAAGUUCUAGAUGAUGAUAUCUGUUUAACUUACGGUUUGUAUGGAUCUGUCACCAUUAGGUCAAAGAGCCAUUUAACCUUUUACAAAUGACCUGCUGCUGCAUCAUGUCCUGUUUUUAUUUGAUUUUUUAUGAGUUUGUCACGAAGACAAUUAUAAACCGUCUAUUUCUAUAACUGAAAAUUCACUUCCUUGUUCAGGACAUCAAUAGAAAAAUGGAAAAAGCAUCUCGACCUUUUGUUAAAAGUGAAACCCAGAAUAUGGAGCACCAAAAGUGCCACGGUACAAUAAAUAAAGCACCAAAUCUUUUUUCAUUUCAA
Nothobranchius furzeri (turquoise killifish) is the source of this 3974-nucleotide messenger RNA. RefSeq names its product ubiquitin interaction motif containing 1 (gene uimc1). Gene Ontology annotation, cellular component: BRCA1-A complex. NCBI's taxonomy places the organism in Eukaryota, Metazoa, Chordata, Actinopteri, Cyprinodontiformes, Nothobranchiidae. The record is from RefSeq and is a predicted model, not a curated record. Gene Ontology annotation, molecular function: histone binding; K63-linked polyubiquitin modification-dependent protein binding. Gene Ontology annotation, biological process: positive regulation of DNA repair; double-strand break repair.